CGGGCCGAACGCCUUCCCUCGCUGUCGGAAGUUGUGACUGGACUGAGCUCUUUGGGAAGGCAGGCUGGGGCGGGAACCACUGAAGGGUUGAUGCUAAACCUUCCCCAGGUAGCAGCCGCUGCCAGAAGAUGCGGCUCCUCCUCCUGCCGCCGCUGCUGAUUAUUGAGGCUGUGAAUCAGACUCAUUGUCAUGGAUUUGCCGUCAUACCCCCGCAUUGGCCAAUACUAUCAAACCUGGAUGUGUCCUGUCCCCUUGAUACAGGGAACCAGAGGCCGCGUCGUUUCCUCAUUUGCCUCGGCCCUGCUCCAUUGCACCUUUUAAUUUAUAGAAGACUUAUUCUCCUCCCCCCACCCACUCUAUUCCCCCCCCGAUUUAAGCCAUGGAGGUCGAUCAACUGUCCGCUGGCGAUCCUUUCUAUUACUAUCGCCAAACGGAAGGGCACAACAUCCUGCGCCCGACCUUCCAGUCCAAUAUGCAGAUAACUCCCACGCAGUUCGACCGCCCCACUGUAUCUGCUGGCAGAUAUGAUCAAUAUUUGGAAACUGCUCCAAAGGCUCCUCGCACUCCUUGGGGCAUUGAGAGAGAAUAUGGAGGUACCGGCGUCAUGGAUCUACCUGAUAAUCUCAAAACAAAGACUGAGCCUCCCCUUUUAAUGAGAAAGGGACACAGACAUUUUGGCUUUGGUGGAUACCUUCUUCCUGGUGAUGUUCUAAUUGAUCAAUAUUAUGAUCUCACCCAACUGAAGAAGAGUCAGCUUCGUGCCACUGAUCAGCUAAUUCCAUCUUCUGCAGAGCUAGCACUAGCUCAGAAGCAGAUACGGCUGCCAUUUCCAGCUGAACACCCAUACUUUUCCCACAUUUCCAAGUUUGCAGUAUUCCCAGAUUUCAUCUCAGCGAGCGAUCCACAUACUGGGACACGAGCUGGACAGCUGCUGCCCAUUAAUCCUGAUAUGCCUGCAAAAAGUUAUGAUGUUACUGUGGCUAAGAAAAUUAAAGGAUCUCCGUACAGAAUUGAAAGCCAGGAAGUACCCAUUGUACCAAAAGGUUUGGCUUGGCCAGGACAAGAAGGUUUUACUCAUUAUCCUAAAUCAGAAAAAGAUCGUAAACAAGCAAUCUAUCCAACACCACCGAAGCUUAUUGCCCCCAACAAGACAGAGUCUAUCUUAGAGCAUGCUGUUUCAGAGAGAACUGCUAAUAUCUUGAAAAAUAUUGAGAAAUCACACUGGCUAUCCUCCUACAAGAGGGACUUCACAGGAAGUGGACCGAUGAAUCCUCUUCAGUUAGAUGAUUACCAUGAGAAAACAAUAGCAAAAAUGACAGGAAAGUACACCUAUUUCUCAGAGCUGAAAGAACAGUCUCAUCCGGCUUUUUUGCCGAAUCCACCAUUGCGGCCUUUGAAGAAAAAAGAAAUCAGUAAGGUUUCCACCGAUGAUGCCAUUGGUAUUCAGACUCCAAGUGUACAAGUGCACGAAGCCAAGUCACCAUUGCCCGUUUGUGAAUCUGAAUCAAAACCAAAUGAUGAGGUAGAAAUAUGUAGAGAAGAUAAACUGAUUUCUUGGCAAAAUAGGCGAUGCCAAACAGCUUAUUCGAGUGCUUUCUGCCCUGAGUAUGACGUCCGUUUGUUAAGGUACAAAGUUCAGCAAAUGAAGAAUUCUGAAAAACCCUCUGCAUUUAACCAACACCAGAAAGAAAGGAUAAUGGAUUGUUGGGCAACUCCAGUUAUCAAUGUGGACCAAGCUUGCAAAUUAACAGAUUCUGAGAAUGUUCAGCCCCUUUGGAAGAGACGAAAGUCAGUGCAACAUGACAUCAGCUAUGUAGAUUUGCCACAGAGUAAGUUAGCUGGUUUUACAACAAAACAGGACCAGAUAUCUCUGAGCAAACCACCUUCACCAAAUAGGGUUGAGACUAAAGAUCCAGAAUGUGGUAAAGAAUUCAAUUUUGCGUCUGGCGAUACACAACCCAUACCUACAUCAUAUGCUUCAGAGAAUAAGGAAAUGUUUGAUCCAAUCCAACAACCACAGGUGGAAAGGAGCAAUAUGUUGAUCUGUGAUGAUCCUAGGCUUCAGGUCUCAAAACUAAAAUUUCCCUAUGCAUUCAAUAAGACAGAACGACAUAAGCGAUUACUUGAAGAAGCUCCUGAAAAAACAAUGGAUUAUCGAGAUAACAUCUAUUCAGGGAAGAGGCACAUUUUCUUUGGGUUAAAUUCUUCUUAUUUCCAUAAUGGAACUUUUUAAUUACCCAUGGCUUUUCUGAAUCUCUAAUAACAUUAAAGGUAAUAAUGAUUUGCCUUUUAAGUUAUUGUACUUUAAUGUCUGAACUGUACUAGAAUUUUGGUACUCAAAUUGCAUCAGAUCAUAACAGAAAAUUAAUCUUCACUUAAUGAUUCCACACUAACUCUUCAUUCUCAGUGGUUUCAAUCUACUUUCAAUCACACUUUACUUUCCCUCCCUUGAAUUCACUGGCCUCCUUUAAUCCUGAAACCAGUUUCUCUAUUUAUUCUGAGAUAACAAGGUGUACAGCUGGAUAAACACAGCAGGCCAAGCAGCAUCAGAGGAGCAGGAGAGCUGACGUUUCAGGCCUAGACCCUUCUCCAGCAUCUGCAGUUCCUACCACCUCUAUUUAUUCUCCCCUGAUUAUCUCCAUAUAGCCAAAACCUUGCACUUUCCAGUGGCCUUUCUGCUGCCUUGGUCUUUGUCAAAAUCAAGACCACUUACAAUGAAUUUCCUUGUAUCCCUGUAGAUCCACAUCUUCACAAUACCAUUUCCUUCUGUGCCUAUCCUGAAAUAACUUGCAACUGAAUUUUCUAAAAAACAACUUGCAGUUUAGCACUGCAUAUGCCAUUAUUCUUCCUGGGAUUGGUUAUCUCCCUGUCCAUCCCACCUUGGAUAAUGUUGUCCCUAUUAAUUUUACUGUCUUUCAUGUUCAUUCCAUGAGCUUCGAGAGGUAGAGAUUUGAGUGGAGAAAACAUAUGAUUUUGUUUUUGCACAUUUUAGCCUUUUUCCUUUGGUAAGGCCAUUCGGUAUUCCAGAAUCAUCAUGUCCUGCAAAGAUAAUUCUUUCUUCGCUAAUGCCUGACUGUUUAUCUUGAUAUCUCCUGUCCCCUGCUCUGCCACAGCCAACAAUAACCAGGAGGAGGGUGUGAACUACUUUAUCAAAGAGUGAGGCCAUCUAUUCGGCUGUCUCUGCUGUUUUACUGUUCUGCCUUCCCCCGAAGAUAAUUGCUCCCUAUCAGCCACCCUCCUGCUCCCAUUCUAAAUCCACAUUUCUCAACAUCUUCCCCUUCCUGAUAGUUUCUUUGUACUAAUCUUGACCGUAUGGCACACCUCCUACUGUACUGUCAAAUUGAACCAAAUACCAUGCAAUCGUUAGUUAUAACGGAGGGAAGGUCACUGAUGAACCAGUUGGUGGGACAGAGGACGUCGUCUGGAGAAACUAAUGAAAGCAGUAUCUUGUGACUCAAGUAACUGGUUCUCAUAAUGAGAAUCAUUUUCCUUUGUGCCAGGAAUGUCUCCAGUCAGUGGAGCGUUUCCCAUCGUUCAUAUUUAUUUUAAUUUUGUGGGGUUCCGUGAUCCCAUCCUGAGUCAAAUGCUGUCUUAAUGUCAAGGGCAGUCACUCUCAUCGCAUCUUUGGAAUUCAGCUUGAUUACACAUAUUUGGCCAAGGGCAAUACUGAGUUCUAAAUCUGAGUGGCUAUGGUGGAACCAAACUGAGCAUUAAUGAACAGGCUAUUGGCGUAUAAAUGUUGCUUAAUGGUGCUGAUGAAAAUACUUUCCACCACUUUCAUCCUGAUUGAGAGUAGACUAUUACAUGCUAAUUGGUUGGAUUGGUUUUGACCCAUUUUUGAAGACAGAAAAUACAAUGAAAGGAAAUUUUCCACCUUGUUGGGUAGAUGUCAGUGUUGUAGCUGUACUGGAACAUCUAGGAACCUGGGAACAGGAGUAGGCCAUUAGUCCCUCGAUCCUGUUUCACCAUUCAAUAAGAUCAUGGCUGAUCUGUGGCAUAACUCCACAUACCUGUCUUUGGCACAUUAUCCCCCAAUACUUUGCUGAACAAAAAUUUAUUGAUCUCAGAUUUAAAAUUAACUGAUCUAGAAGUUGGCUAGAGACAACCCUAGCUCUGGCACCCAAGUCCUCAGUGUUACAUAUGGGUAUUGUCACAGCCUGUAGCUUUUUUUUUGUAUCCAGUGCAUUUAGCCUUUUCUUGGUAUCACAUGUAGUAAGUCAGGCUGAAUAAUGGCAUAUGUGAUGUUGGGAUCCUCAGGAGGAGCCCGAGACGGGGUAUUAAUUCAACACUUCUGGCUGAAGAUACGCACAAAUGCUUCAGCUUUAUCUUUUGCUCUCAGGCUGAUCAAUGAAGAAGAGAAUGUCCAUAGAGCCACCUCGCAUAGUUAGUUGUUUCAGAUCAAUGUCUCAUCCUCAUGUUUAAACCGCUUCAUAGUCUUGUAUCUGCCUUUAUCCUGCUGGAGCCAACCAACACCAAACUCUCCAUUUAUUUGGCCAUUUGUGUAUCGCUCGUUCGCUUCAACCCACCAUUGCUUUAGCUUAUGUUUUAGCCAUCGCGGUGCCACCCUCUCCAACUAGACCGUUCCAAGUAACCUUCUCCCAUUUCCUUCCUUGAGAUCCUCCUGAAAAACUCACUCAUUUCACCAUUCUCUCUCAAAUGUCCUGUUCCAUCUAUGUCCAUUUUCAAUCAAAUUCUGUCUCUGUCAAGAAAUGAAGCCUUCUGGCAUCAUAGAAAAGCAAUGUUUUGUUAUGUUACAAUGAAAAUAAUUUCUCCUGAUGUACUGUCACUAACUCUACAGCCUCAGAAUAACAUAACUGCCAUGUGGACUUUUUCCUUCAAUGCAAAUUACUA
Stegostoma tigrinum is the source of this 4851-nucleotide messenger RNA. RefSeq lists its product as uncharacterized. Bases 380 to 2233 code for a protein of 617 amino acids. The record is from RefSeq and is a predicted model, not a curated record. The transcript has 9 exons. Gene Ontology annotation, cellular component: centrosome. NCBI's taxonomy places the organism in Eukaryota, Metazoa, Chordata, Chondrichthyes, Orectolobiformes, Stegostomatidae.